AUGGAUCCGCUGUCGAUGACGGCUAGCAUCUCUACCGUUCUACAGAUCACCUCAGAGCUUAUCGGCUAUCUUAAAGACGCAGGGAAUGCGACGAAAGAGCAGGAUCAGGCGGCGGUCGAGGCUAGAAAUCUUUGUACCUUGUUGACUUUUCUACGCUGCCGAGUGGAAGGAGCCCGCUUUGACGAUCCAUGGUUUACUCAAGUGCGGUCGCUGGGAAUGGAAAAUGGCCCGCUGGACCAGUUCAAAGCCUCUCUUGAGACAAUAGUGGGCAAAUUAUCAUCAUCCAGGAAAAGGGAGCAGAUCAAGUCAGCACUACUGUGGAAGCUCACCAAGCAGGAUGUGGAAAGUAUACUCAGUCGGAUAGAGCGUCUCAAAACGCUCAUCAAUUGUGCCUUGACAAAUGACCUAACGACGUUGUCGAAGGCAAUCUACGACGACGUCGUCGCUAUCAAGGAACAGAAUAGUCAACUUCAGAGUCGCACGGUGGCGAUUCAUGACGACGUCAUUAUUGUAAAAGAACGAACGGAGCAAAUACAGAGUCUUGCGGAUGAGGGGCAGCGAAAUAGAUUGUCACAAUGGUUGAGACUACCAGAUCCGUCUACCAAUUACCACGCGGCGCUUCAGAAGCGUCAUCCUAAGACUGGGCUAUGGCUGCUCAAUGGCCAAGACUUCCUUGAUUGGAAAAGCUCGACAUCUUCUUUAAUGUGGCUCCACGGAAAUGCGGGUUGUGGCAAGACCGUCCUCAGUGCUGCGACGCUGCAGUAUAUUCUGGAGGAUCAGCAGCCUCGAUCUGACCUAAUGGUGAGCUAUUUCUACUUCGAUUUUAAUGAUAUUGAGAAGCAGUCCUGGCAAAAGGCUAUACGAUCGUUGUUGUUCCAGCUUGCUCUCCAGGACAGUGGUAUCAUUCAGCAUCUUGAAAACCUAUGCCAAAAAUGCGCCAACGGACAGCAGCAGCCCCCUGAAACCGACAUGCAUUCACUAUUUAGAGAGGUAGUGGCUCGUCCCCGUCAGAAGUUUAUUGUCUUUGACGCACUGGACGAAUGUACAGACCGGGAAGAAUUGUUGUCUUUCCUGGUCGAGUUGAUGAGCUCGAAACCACGGGACAUUCAUAUCUUAGCCACUAGUCGUCGGGAAAAAGACAUUGAAGAAGAACUGACUCCGGUUGUCGACCAUAACCUCAAUAUUCAAAGUGCCCUAGUGGAUUCUGACAUUCGUCUCUACAUUCGCGAUCGGAUGGAGACAGACAAGAAACUAAAGAAAUGGCCACCAUCGGUGCAGGAUGAAAUCACCACUGCAUUAAUGGAGAAGGCCGGAGGCAUGUUUCGAUGGGCGUAUUGUCAACUUGAAUCCAUUCGUCAAUGUGUCAAGUUAAGUGCCCUCAGAGAGGCGCUGUCAUCCCUACCAGAGACCUUAGAUGACACGUACAGACGAGUCUUACAAGGCCUCAAAUCAACCGGCCAACUUCAAGACGCUAUUAAGGUUCUGCGGUGGCUGUGUUUCUCCGAUCGUCCUUUGAAAUUGGCGGAAACGGUCGAAAUUCUUGCAAUCGAGACUGGAGAUCAAGGUGGAUUCUUCCCGGAGGAACGUCUGCCUGAUCCAACAGACGUAAUGGUUGUCUGUUCCAGCCUAAUCAGUCUUACUACCAGAAAAGAGGAGGACGACAGCGAUUCAGAAGAUGAUAGGAUCCAGGUUCAACUUGCACACCUUUCUAUCAAGGAGUUUCUCUUAUCUGAUCGAUGUCCCUUUGGAGUGGAUAUUCGACCGAAAACCUGCCACUUCGCAAUAGCAGAGGGUUGUCUGCAUUAUUUGCUGUACCUUAGUCAGAACGGACCCUGGACCGAAGCGGUCGUCAAGGAGUAUCCGCUGGCUUUAUAUGCGGCGGAGCAUUGGUGGCAGCAUACACGAAACACUAGGGGUAUGCUAAACGAUACCUUGUUAGAUCUCGUGUUAUGCCUCUUGACGGAUGAGGAUACUGCUCUGCUUUCGUGGUUACGGCUUUACAAUAUUGAUAGACGACGGCGAAAAAUACAGGUGCGUCUGCGGUCUAAUGAAAUUGCCCAGUCUCUCUACUAUGCUGCAUAUAUAGGGGUACCGGAAAUUGUCGAGAGAAUCAUAAAACGAACUGUCAAUGUCAACGCUCAAGGAGGAGAGUAUGGGAAUGCACUGCAGGCCGCAUCAUUUCGUGGCCAUGAGACGGUGGUGCAGAUGCUGCUAGAUGCCGGGGCGGAUGUCAACGCUCAAGGAGGACGCUUUGGCAAUGCGCUGCAGGCCGCAUCAGCACGUGGCGAUGAGAAGGUGGUGCAGAUGCUGCUGGAUGCCGGGGCGGAUGUCAAUGCUCAAGAAGGAGGCUAUGGCAAUGCGCUGCAGGUCGCAUCAGCACGUGGCGAUGAGACGGUGGUGAAGAUGCUGCUGGAUGCCGGGGCGGAUGUCAAUGCUCAAGGAGGACACUUUGGCAAUGCGCUGCAGGCCGCAUCAGCACGUGGCGAUGAGAAGGUGGUGCAGAUGCUGCUGGAUGCCGGGGCGGAUGUCAACACUCAAGGAGGAUGCUAUGGCAAUGCGCUGCAGGUCGCAUCAGCACGUGGUCAUGAGACGGUGGUGCAGAUACUGCUAGAUGCCGGGGCGGAUGUCAAUGCUCAAGGAGGAUGGCAUGGCAAUGCACUGCAGGCCGCAUCAUUAGAGGGCCAUAAGACGGUGGUGAAGAUGCUGACAGAUGCUGGUGCCGUUAACUAA
Molecule: messenger RNA, 2730 nt
Organism: Rhinocladiella mackenziei CBS 650.93
Lineage: Eukaryota; Fungi; Ascomycota; Eurotiomycetes; Chaetothyriales; Herpotrichiellaceae
Exons: 6
Coding region: 1-2730 (909 amino acids)
Molecular function (GO): protein binding
Source: RefSeq, a predicted model, not a curated record